Oreochromis niloticus (Nile tilapia) is the source of this 2294-nucleotide messenger RNA. RefSeq names its product relaxin family peptide receptor 3.3a2 (gene rxfp3.3a2). The transcript has a single exon. Gene Ontology annotation, biological process: cell chemotaxis; immune response; positive regulation of cytosolic calcium ion concentration. NCBI's taxonomy places the organism in Eukaryota, Metazoa, Chordata, Actinopteri, Cichliformes, Cichlidae. Gene Ontology annotation, cellular component: external side of plasma membrane; membrane. The record is from RefSeq and is a predicted model, not a curated record. Gene Ontology annotation, molecular function: C-C chemokine binding; C-C chemokine receptor activity. The coding region runs from base 517 to 1647 and encodes 376 amino acids.
GUUGGCAUUUUUGAAGGCACGCUCAUCUUGGUUUAUUGUGUCUGCAAAGACGGGGCGUGUUGGAGCGCGUGAACAGAAAUCAACAGGUGUACCGGGUGAGAGAGGCAGGAAGAAAUGGAAAAUAGAUCUACAUCUUGAUUGAUGUAUUCGUUUGAAUUGUCUGGAUAAAAAUUAAUUUUCAUCAUUUAUUUUCUUUUCCUAUUUUGCGCAUUUACGCACGAUUCCUGUGAGAACUGCAUUCCUUCAUAAGACUUUAGCUGGCGGAUAAACUAUAACAAGAAAUUUAACCUGUUCUUCCUUAAGAGCUACCGGGACCGUAAUCAUCUCUGUCACGUCUCACUCGACCAAUCGUGGCUCAGCAGAGGAGCGACACACCUGUAUAAAAGCAGGUUUCUGGUCAGCUGUCAUUCAGAGAGGUGUUAUGACUACGAAUUUGCAUCUAAUAGAGAUGAAAGGGCUUUUUUUCAUGGGGUGCAUCGUAGAAGAAAAUGUUGUGAGUCCAGCUUUAUAAAUUUCAUGAUGGAGGAAAUGUUUAACCACAGCGGAGCGCUCAACCGAAGUUCAGUGCUCGAAGACAUCGAUGUGAGCGCGGAUGGCACCCCCAUCCUGAGGAUACUCAUAUCGGUUGUGUACUCUGUAGUUUGCGCGGUGGGUUUAGUGGGCAACCUCCUCGUCUUUUUUCUAAUGAGGUUACGACAAGGUCGAAAGAGGUCCACUAUUAAUGUUUUCAUCAUCAACUUGGCAGUGACGGACUUCCAGUUUGUUCUCACUCUGCCCUUCUGGGCUGUGGACACCGCGCUGGACUUCAGCUGGCCGUUCGGAGACGCCAUGUGCAAGAUCGUCCUCUCGGUCACUGUGAUGAACAUGUACGCCAGCGUGUUUUUCCUCACCGCCAUGAGCGUGACCCGCUACCUGGCCGUCGCCUCGGCUCUGAAGAAAAAGGCGCACAGCAGGUCACGGUGUGUGAAGUGGGUGUGCGCGGUGCUGUGGGUGGCGGCGACAGUUGCCACAGCUCCAACAGCUGUCUUCUCCACUGUGACAGUGGUGGCUGGCGAAAAACUAUGUCUCCUCAAGUUUCCCGAAGGACACGACUGGCUCGCCCUCUAUCACAUCCAGAAAAUCCUGAUCGCUUUCAUUAUCCCCAUGCUCAUUGUCUCCGUUAACUACCUGAUGCUGCUGCGCUUCGUCAGACUGAGGAGCAUGGACAGCAGCAACCCUAAACGGAGAUCUAGAGUCACCAAAUCUGUGGCUAUAGUAGUUUUGUCUUUCUUUUGCUGCUGGAUGCCAAAUCAUGCCAUCACCUUCUGGGGCGUGUUGGUCAAAUUUAACGCAGCAAACUGGGACACGUCGUAUUACAUGGUGCACACCUACGUGUUCCCGGUCACCGUGUGCUUGGCGCACGCAAACAGCUGCUUAAAUCCGGUGCUUUAUUGCCUGAUGAGGCCGGAGAUCAGGAAGAUGCUGAGCGGAUUGUUUUGGAAAGCCUCCACUCCGUCCUCCACGAAAGGUUGCGCCACGCGCUCCAUGACACAGGCAGAAACCCAGGGAGCCGCGCCUCUCCAGAUUAUGGACAAUGCGGAGUACACGCUGUCCAUCAUAGACCGUAAGGGUUUAUCAGCCUCUAAAGUCCUCCCGUAUACUCGUUAACUGUAGCCUCAUGAUAAACAAGACGACGCUUUGUGGUCCACCUGUAGCUGUCUUCAUUACGCGCGCGUAAAACGCUUUCGCAUCUGUUCCAGUCUAGAUGUUUGAAUGGGUUUGCAUCGCAGAUUCACACCGUGUGUGCUUUUUUUUUUUUUUUUGCACCGCGACUCAGAAAGGCGCAGAGUGGUGUUUGUUUCACUGUGACAACUAAACUUUGAAUUUCUCCCAGUCUUGCUCUCCAGCUCGCAUUUCUCCUUGUCGUGAUUGUUAAAGACAAACAAGAAAUAACCGGGACGAGAGGGAGACACGGGACAGCAGAGGGAAGAGAGAACGUCCUCGAGUGGAAAUCCAGCUGGGGACAUUAGGUUGGGGGUUUGGGGGAUUUUGAUUGUAUUUUUUGUAUUUUUAAUUUUCAGUGGUUUUGAUCGUGUUUGCUACUAUGAUUUAAUUUAAAAAAAAAAGCCAUGUUCAUCAGUCCUGAGGCAUCUCUUAAAGGACUGACGUGUACUGUAUAGUGAGCCUGCAGUCUGUGAAAAUAAAACAAACCAUGUUCUAAAAGUGUAUGCGCUGAGGAGAGUCUAUUAUUUGUUUUCUCACCUAAACUGACAUAAACUAAAACUGUGUUUUAACGCUGAAUUUUUCUUUCCAGU